AGCGUCGUAGUGUGAACGUGCCAAUUACUUCGGAUUCUAAGAUGUCACUCGUCGCAGUGGCACACGUGAGAAGCUUUCACCCAUUCAUUAUUCAAAGAGUCUCUCUGCCGUGGUGUCAAAUGACCUCUGAAUUGGAGUGCUGGGUGGCGCGCGUACCCAUAGCAAGGACCCAGGCCGAACACAAACCCACACCUCGCUCACACAGCCUCCUGCAGUUGGCCUCGGUGUUAUUGCAUUGUUGGGGAGCAUGUAGACACCGAUAAGGGGGCCUUCACAUCUUCCGUGAGACCAUCAAUGCUCGGGCUUGGCCGGUGGUGACUCGGUGGCUGCCGCAGAUCUGCGUAGUUUGAGAUCGAGAGCCUGAGCCUUGUGGGAAUAGGAGUCGCCUCUUGUACAGGCGUCAUCCUUGACCUGUGAACCCCACACGGUUUACCCCGUAUUCUUGUACAGGGAAAUUGAGUUUUCAGGUCCGUACGGCGUGUACAGCCGUUUCGAUACGGGCAACAACUAAAAUAGUCCGUGUUUGUCCCUUGUGAUGGGACUUUGUAGGAUGAACGUUGAGAUUUAUAAGGGGCACGGGGGGUGACCAAUAAGGUCUGAAUUGUUCCGUAAUAAUCUAGGGCACUGAUAAGGUGCGUCCUUUGGGUGCAUGAAACUUCAACGUACAUAGGGCGUAUUGUUACGCACCAGCCAUUCAUUCGCUCUGUAAGCGCCGCGUCUUCCCUUGAACGAACGGAGAGGUUUUGGGGUGGGUUAGGUCGGGGUUGGGGGUCUGAGAUGUUCGCCGCAGCCACCCAAAACUUCGUGACUCAAGUUGGCAGCAACGGGCGUCUGGUGGCUGUGCCGAGCUUGAACGAGGCCGACCGGUACCACCCGCUCAACCUCGUCACCAAGAAGAGACGCGCCUGGCUCUGGCAGAAGGCCAAGCACUCGUCCACGUCCUUCGCCCUCAAGGACAUUUUGGUUGGGGAGAAGGACAUCGACAUUGACGUGACGUCGUACCAGCUGGUGAACUACGAGGACGAGUCGGACGGUGCGCCGGGCCGUCGCGAGCGCCACGGCUCCGAGGGCGUGCUGGCCGGCGUGGGCUUCAGCGUGGCGCGCUCCGAGAACGUCGCGGUGCACGCGUCCCUGGGCAUCGUCACAAAACACGAGCUCGACGUGCCUCUCCUCCUCCGCCUCUUGCGCAACAGGAGGGUGGACGUGGAGCACUGGCUGGUGCGGCAGACUCGCGCCAGCGGCCGGGCCGUGCUGUGCAUCGUGGCCGAGAGCAUCCGCACGACGAGGCAAUGCUCCCUCGCCGUGCCGGCUUCGCUGCGUGCGUGCGGCGCGCAGGGAAGGGCAGCGGAGGAGGGCGUCCGUCAGGGGAAGGGUCGCGACAAGACCAUCGUCAUCCCCGCCCACACCACGGUCGCCUUCAGCGUCUUCGAGCUCUACAUCCGCUUGGACGGAUCCUUCGAGCUGUGCGUUGCUGCCGAGCUGCCGGGGGGGUUCGAGCGCGAAGAGACGCUGGGCGAGCGGCUUCGUCACCUCGUCGCCCGUCUGGCCGUGUGGCGUGGGAGCAGCAGCCCUUCUCGAUCGCUCCGGGCCGCUCCAGAGGGCCGCACCUCCCCGUCCGACAUGAAGGGGGGCUACCGGCCCUCCAGCCGCCGCAGCUCGACGGCGGACACCACCACCGUCGACUUCUACGAGCAGACGGCCACGCUGACCGAUCUGUCGGGGCCCAGCGGUGUCGGGGCCAGCAGCACCAGCAACGUCGGCGGCCGCGGUGGCGGCUUCCCGCCGGAGGAGCCCGGAGCGCACCAGCGCGUCAACCUGCUCCACCAGGGCGUCUCCAAGGGCCCGUGCGCGCUCUGCGGCCUGGGCGCACGGCCCAGGGACACGGUGUACGGCUGCGUCGAGUGCGCGUGGGGAGGGCACAAGUACGUCAGGCUCCACGCAGUGCCCUGCUUCGACCUCUGGCACAGGAAGAUGAAGAGUUGAACGUCGAUUGCCCCCCCGUCUCUAACCCUGCCCCCCCCCCACCCCCCGCCUCGGGUUCUUGUUUUAGUGGUUGCCGAGUGACAGGGCCCCCCGUAUUCAUUCUCUAGGUUAUAAGGUCGCGGGGCUCAUCGCACACACUUAGGGUUUGCCACAAAUGAACCGCCGAUAUCUUGCUGAUAUCGUCAAGGAGCAUAAACCGUCACGUGAACUCCGGUCAUCCUCGCAGCGGCGGCUUUUGGCUAACCCAUCGAACUUAGGCGGUCACCGCAUCGCGCGCAGUUUUACUCUGGUGAAAAAUGGUGAAAUCCGGUGAAAAUCCCAGGUAUUUGGUCGUAUUCUGACAAAAUAUUGGUCGAAACAACUUUUGCCAACACACGAAUGAGGACUUAAUGUCUCUCAUUCAGCCUUCUGUGCAUUUAAUUUCGGAAUGCUGGAAACCACAGUUGCUACCUUGUGGUUUUGGCAGAUACAGCCAGUGGCCAAUUGCUGGGCAUGGAGUGUGGGAUAUUGCCUGAGCAAUAACCAUACCGGGAGGUCAAAUACACACUCACAUUUAUGAUAUUAUUUAGAUUCCUGUCUUAUUUGAACCAGAAAAAAAAUCGCUGAUUGUCGGGACUUUCUGAGUUACAACUAGUGACGUGACAUCAUAAGCACGUGACAGAGGCCUCAGAACUCCGAGAUACAAACCGAGGCCAGAGGCGCAUUUCAGCCGAAGCCACUGACUGAUGAGGUAUCAAACCGUGCUGUAGGAACAUGAGGUCGCAGCAGCAGCAACCGCCUACACAUCAAAGACGAAUAAAAACUGCCCACAGGCGUAGGCUAUACUUUUGUACUUCAAAUCCGUGUUUACAAAGUCCCCAAAGCACAGUGCCUACAUAUGUUCACGUAAAAGAAACACCGGACGGGAUUCAGGAUUCGCAUUCACAGGAAACUGAAACUGCCUCGGCAACUCAAAGCUCCUCACAUUAGAUCUCAGUUUCGGCCUCGGGACUCUCUGAUGGUGGUUUGACCCUGUACGGGCAAGGUGUACGCCAGCACCGGCCUGCGAGUGCGGAUCAGUCUGCUAGUAGGGGAGCGACGUUACUUUGUGGGGGGGGGGGGGUUCUCCCAAUUCAGUAACAGUAGCGGAUCAUUUUUCAAAUCUGCCUGAAAGUUUGGACCCUGGGGGAGGGGGGGGGGGUUUCUCCCAAUUCAGUAACAGUAGCGGAUCAUUUUUCAAAUCUGCCUGAAAGUUUGGACCGUAAUACGACGGGAUCUUUAUCAUCUCACUGCACAGCGGUAUUUUUUCCCUGCUGUAAUCUGUUGUAAUCAUCCGAGGUCAGGUAUUCUGCCCAGCUUCUCGACCUGUGAACGCCGUUGAUGCUCCGUGGCUGUAACGCCUUGUACUUCCCAAGCGGAGCGAGAUGUCCCUGUAAAUACUUGGCACCAUUGUCGGUGUCUCCUGGCGAGGGCGAUUUCUUCCCCAACGCUUUUUAGUCCGUGCCUGAUGGAUUUUAGUUUUCAUCAGGUUCUGUCACGCACAGGGCUAUGAGUGUCCAGGCCUGUGUAUAAAUUAAGCCUCUUGUUGAGUAUGCUUGACUGCCUAUGGAGCCCGAGGGAUAUGGCAGGGUUUUGAUUCUGGCUUCCAAUUACUGUAAUCCAAGACGCACCGUUUCCUUUGAUGCAGUUUCAGGUAAAAAUUGGCUCAUCGUGAAUGUGUGGUUUCAUGUGGUUUACAGAGGAUCAGUUACCUACCUAUUUGCCUGCCUACACCAACCUGCUUCAUGACCUCUGUUGUCCAUACUGUGUAUCAUGACUUUGCUGAAGGUUUUCUUUUAAGUUAUUGAUAUUAGCAGAUUUCUGUGCAUGCAUUUUGUAUUCGCACCCUUUGAAUUAAAUCAACUUCAAAUGGGCUUGACUUUUUUAUUUUUAUAUUGGGCCCGUGUAGACAUGAGCCAGAAUGAAGAUGUCAUAUUUAUUGUUUUUUUUUUACACAGGAAUCAAGCUUGCAUCUAAAAAUGCGACAGCAUCGGUCUGAUAGUGAGACACCUGUUAAUUUACUGCGCCCGAUUAAACACGAUAAGUCUCAUUCAUGAAUCAUUGUGCUCUGAUCAUCAUGCCAUUGCAUAUUUCCAUCACACGUAGAUCAGAAGUUUAGAUCACCUUGGACAUCACCUCCGAUUAGCCCCCGCACCUCCGAUUAGCACGGAUGGCUACGUACGGUGCGAAUGUAGUUCAACAUACAUACUUAUAUAAGAGUUUCUGUGUUGAGUGAUUGCAUCAUUUUCAUUAACAUCAAAUGAUCGGCACGUCUGUGACUUUCUUAAACACGCCUCAAAGUACUCCAUCCAAAUUUAUAGCAGCAACCGACGCAAACCACCGAAAAUCCCGAACAGCGCAAACCCAAGCGUGCAGAUGAGCUGUGGGUAGACUUGGUCAUUUGGUUCAGAACACGGACGUACACUUGCCUACAGGUGAAACUAAAGAUACGUGCUUCACAGUCCGUUGUAUAAGUGAGAUGGUGCAUUUGGUAAUUGUCUCCCGAGGUAACCAGACAAUUGUGGGAAUCGAAUAAUGUAGUCGGCUUUUUAGACUAGCUGAUUAAAAAAAAACAAGAAUACACCAUAACGUACAAAUAAUAGAAUGCAUUUUUCAUGGGGAGUGGUGGUGCAGUGGUUAGCGUACCACGCUGUGAAGUCUGUCACCUCGGGUCGAUUCACGGCCAUGGUUAAUAUCAGUGGUGAGCGACAUCUGAUGCGGUCCUUGGGUGCCUUCUCUCUACCAAUCUGUACUCACCAGUGUGGUGAAGCAUGGCCAGAUAGCAUCGAUGACCCACAUGGUGUGGGUCAUCAUGGAGGUUGUGGGUGGCAUCACCCAGUAGCGGACCUAACCGAAGUCUGGAAAGUGUCAUCAACGUUACACCUCGUCACGCCGGCACGCGAGUGAAAACUCCACGCGAGAAAAUCACUCGACAAGACUUCAAAAUAAGCAAAUAGAUUUUAUGUCUCGCUGCAAGCACGUACAGAUCAACAAAGACCUACACUUGGUUAACCAAAAGAUUACAGUUGAAAUUGCACUUGAUUAGCAUUGCCGCUCUCCGAUCCGAGACUGAAGCAAUGAGGUGAUUUACCAUCAGACUGCCGGCAAAAAAACACUCGCUAAACGUCCACCGGCGGCGCCCAUAAACCUUUGGUCGAGAUGAUGCAUGAUUGCAAAAGAUUGCAUUUCCUUAAGUGAUCAGACGACCGUUGAAAGCAUUAAGGCUGCAACACAAAUAUGAGCACAGGGUUUUAAAGAGGCACUGCAUCGUAUGAAAGUCAGAAGAUGAAUGCAUCGCAAAGGCUGAC
Petromyzon marinus (sea lamprey) is the source of this 5309-nucleotide messenger RNA. The record is from RefSeq and is a predicted model, not a curated record. Lineage: Eukaryota; Metazoa; Chordata; Hyperoartia; Petromyzontiformes; Petromyzontidae.